AUGCCUCGCGAACAACCGAAGAUAACGACUACUCGGCGAAUUAUCACCACGCCACCUUCGAACGUGGUGGUUGGACCCAUUUACCGCUAUACGAUGGAGCAGGAGGCACAAAUAGCGGCCUUAAGUGCGUACACGUCGACCAUUGCCCUACCACACACCCAUAGCUACCAUUUAUGGGAGCAGCGGUUCCUUUCUCGGCUGGACACGCAUCCGCGGUAUAUGCGCGCCGCAAAAUGGCAGUUAGAAGAUGCAAAGAAGCGAAUUCGCGCUACGAUGGAAUGGCGGCGCGAGUACCAGCCCGACUUGAUAACACCCGACGAGGUGCGGGUUGAAAGCGAGACGGGGAAACUGAUACUCAACGGGUUCGACAACGAGGGCCGGCCAAUUCUCUACGUCCGCCCCGGUCGGGAAAACACGGAGACGAGCCCGCGGCAGGUGAGGUAUCUCGUGUGGUGCUUGGAACGCGCCAAAGACCUGAUGCCGCUGGGCCAAGAAUCGGUCGCCAUAAUCGUCGACUACAAAUCAACCACACUACGCACUAACCCGUCGAUUGCCGUGGCGCGCAAGGUUUUGAAUAUCUUGCAGCGACAUUACGCGGAGACCCUUGGCCGCGCUAUCGUCGUCAACCUCCCUCCCCUGCUGAACUUCUUCUUCAAGGGCAUCUCGCCUUUCCUCGACCCAGUCACGCGGGAGAAGAUGCGCUUCAACCCGCCCCUGUUGUCCCUCAUCCCCGCCUCCCAGCUUGACGCUGACUUCGGCGGCGACAACCACUUCGAAUUCGAGAAAGACGAAUACUGGAGACAAUUGCUUGACGCCUGUCACAUUGCCCCCGACGGCACGCGUGUGCUGUCUCCGCGCUCGAGUAUGAGCACGAUGUCCUUGCAGGACGUCAAACUGCAGGAGGUAGAUCUGCCGCCCAGUCUUGUGGUCUCCGAAAUCACCGUUUCCUGA
Molecule: messenger RNA, 951 nt
Organism: Mycena indigotica
Lineage: Eukaryota; Fungi; Basidiomycota; Agaricomycetes; Agaricales; Mycenaceae
Product: CRAL/TRIO domain-containing protein
Exons: 6
Coding region: 1-951 (316 amino acids)
Molecular function (GO): phosphatidylinositol transfer activity
Source: RefSeq, a predicted model, not a curated record